This is a messenger RNA of Salarias fasciatus (jewelled blenny), 1923 nucleotides long. Its product is annotated as beta-1,3-galactosyl-O-glycosyl-glycoprotein beta-1,6-N-acetylglucosaminyltransferase 3-like. The transcript has a single exon. The record is from RefSeq and is a predicted model, not a curated record. Gene Ontology annotation, cellular component: membrane. Lineage: Eukaryota; Metazoa; Chordata; Actinopteri; Blenniiformes; Blenniidae. Bases 44 to 1354 code for a protein of 436 amino acids. Gene Ontology annotation, molecular function: acetylglucosaminyltransferase activity.
UCAUUCUCUCCUAUUUGCUCAAACUGUAAGCUGAAGUCAAGACAUGGCAAUCUGUGCGUUUUUCACGUCAAGAAGGAAAAGGACUUUUAUGGGGUUCAAGAAGUGCCUGAUGAUGCUGGGGACGUUUUCUUUCAUCCUCAUGAGUAUGCUUUUUUAUUUUGCUCUUUGGGACACCGUCUCUAAGAGACAGUCAUCUUCUGGUCUCAGAAUACUGGAGCAGUACUCCAUUGACCUGCCGGGCUGCUCAGCUGUCAUCAGUGGAGACACUGAGGGGAAGAGAGGUGAAUUAGCGGCACUUCUUUCUUCUAAGAAAAGACACCACUUUUUGUCUGAGGAUUUCUACCUGAAUGCAACAGAGGACUGCUCAGCGUACAUUGCAGACAGAGGUUUUAUUACAGUGCCUCUUAGUAUGGAGGAGAAUGAUUUUCCCAUUGCGUACUCCAUGGUGAUCCAUGAGAAGAUUGAGAUGUUUGAGCGUCUCCUACGAGCUGUUUAUGCUCCUCAGAACAUCUACUGUGUGCAUGUGGACCAGAAAUCCUCUGCACAGUUCAAAAAGGCUGUGAAGGCAAUUGCUUCUUGCUUCCCCAACGUGUUUGUGGCCACAGCAUUAGAAAGCGUGGUGUAUGCCUCAUGGUCUCGAGUACAGGCAGACCUGAACUGCAUGAGGGACCUGCUGCACUCCGACGUCCAGUGGAGAUACCUGCUGAACACCUGUGGGACAGAUUUCCCCAUCAAAACCAACAGGGAGAUGGUGAGGACGCUGAAAUUCCUCAAUGGGAGAAACAGCAUGGAGUCUGAAGUCACCGGUAACUUCAAGAAAGGCCGCUGGCAGUAUCAUUACAAUGUCACCGACACUGUCGUCAAGACGGACGUGAAGAAGAGUCCUCCACCCAUCAGUGUCCCCAUGUUCGCAGGAAAUGCAUACUUUGUGGUGACCAGAGCCUUUGUGAAGCAUGUGAUCGAGGACAAAGAGAUCCAGAAGUUUCUGGAGUGGGAGAAGGACACCUACAGCCCCGAUGAGCACCUGUGGGCCACUCUUCAGAGAAUGCCCUCCGUUCCUGGAUCAGUGCCGAGCAACCGCAAGUAUGAUGUGUCAGACAUGAAUGCCUUUGCUCGCGUGGUGAAGUGGAGCUAUUCAGCAGGAGAUGUGAAACAGGGAGCCCCCUACAGACCCUGCACCGGCGUCUACAGAAGAGCUGUUUGUGUGUAUGGAGCUGGUGACCUGCAGUGGCUGCUGGAACAACAGCAGCUCUUUGCCAAUAAGUUUGAUCCUGAGGUUGAUGACAUUGCCAUCAGGUGUUUAGAGUCAGUGCUGCGUUUCAAAGCUUUGGCGUUGACACAAAAUUCAAAUUAAAGUUUCUCUAAAACAUGUGAUAUUACUAUUAUCUGAUAAUUGUAUUUUGAAUGCAUGUUGUAAGUUAUUUUUUGGUUUAACUAAUUUUUUUUUUUUUGGGUGGGGACAUUGAUAUAUUUAUGACAUCUUGUGUUUGUGGUGUCAUCUGGUUCAGAAGAACUGAGAAGCUAGAUGUUGAGCAGGUCACAUCAUCACUUAUCGAAGUGUCUGCUCACAUAUUUGUUCCUCAAAUAUUUGAUAAUCUACUGGUUAUCGAUUUUCUCUGAGUCCCAUCUGUCCCAAGCGUGACCGCCCUCCCCUUCCCUGUCAUCACCUGUGCCUUGGAUGACCUCCCAUUUACUGCUGAGUAUUUGCCAUCUCUCUGCCAUCAUUUCUUUUUUUAAUAUUCCACUCAGGGCAAAAGGAAAUCUUCUUAAUCUGUACUGAUUUUGAAUUAAAGUAUAUACACUUGAAUACACUUUAAAUCCCCCUUUCACAGCUUAACAGCUUCCACACUUCCUGGAAAGCUUUUCACGAGAUCUGGGGUGUUUCUGUGGGAAUUUUUACUCAUUUAUUCUACAGAGUCCUGA